Cladocopium goreaui is the source of this 1955-nucleotide messenger RNA. The record is from the annotation of a GenBank genome assembly. NCBI's taxonomy places the organism in Eukaryota, Dinophyceae, Suessiales, Symbiodiniaceae.
CCAGACACUUGCUGCGGCUACCACCCUAUCCUCCGUUGUUCGGUAAGCACGUCUUCGUCUGACGAAGGACGGUCGUGACCAUUCCGUGUCGAACCAACAGCCUUUCGUGCGAUCUACAAAAUGCAGAGUUGUUUCCCCCUGGUGGCGAAGAACAUCGCCGCGGCCGUGCGACGUUGGCUGCACGGGCCGCGUGCACUACAGGUGAUGGCCACGGAUCGAUCAGUGCGGCUGCUCUUUGUGGUCACAGCACUUCUCUUUUUGCCUCUGGAAUUCACACAGCUGGCUCUGGCCAUAGCAGGGGCUUGUAUCUAUACCUUCAUCCAGCACGCCUCAGCUGAUCAAGAGACGUGGUGGCCUCGCAAAAAGUCCAAGGCAGCGCCAGCACGCCGCAUGGCACCAAAGGUCAACAAGGCAUGGCCUCCAGCAUUGCCAGGACAGUGUUGGGAGGCGGACGUGCAGCUGCUACUGUCACAGAUCACCCCAAGCAGCGAGUCCGAGAAUGCCGCGCAGCGGCUGGUAGAGACGGUGAAAAGAGCCAUCCAGCCACUCUUCCCAGAGGCCGAUGUCUGCGGCUUUGUGAGUGGCGAGUUGGAAGGCAGCCGCGCCUUCAGAGUGGCUGUUCCGGACAUCGAACUAGUGGUCUCCGUGCCCCCGGAGCUGUUGCGACAGAAGUUGCUGGGGAAAGUGGAGCGAAAGUUGGAUAAACAGCUGGAGAAGGCGGCCAUCCGCUGCAUUGCGGAGACCUUGGUCUCCUCUUGCGGCUUCAAGUUCCGACGUUCCGCCUUUCGAGGUGAGGAGCCCAAGUUGACGCUGCUGGCGCCACCCAGCGGCGCUGGCGAGGCCGUGCCCCUGGAUGUGGCCGUGAAUGCGGAGACACCGUUGUACGCGGCGGCGCUGUUGAGCGAAUGUGCGCAGUUGGAUAUACGCGCCAAACAACUCAUCUUGUUGGUGAGGCGUUGGGCCAAAGAUCGUGGGAUUUGCCAUGCGGCCAAGGGAUACCUAUCGCCAUAUCACUGGAGUCUCUUGGUGAUCUACUUCUUGCAAGUCCAUCGUGAUCAAGUGCUUCCACCCUUGACGUCCUUCAUGGCCUACCAGCAGCUCUCCCAAUCAACAGUAGCACCGACGUCGACAGCAACAUCGACGCCGCGCAAAGACACUGCAACGCAAGGGAAAGUGCAUACCUCCAAGCUGUUGAAAGAUUUCAUGCACUUCUACCGCAACUUCGAUUGGAGGAAUGAGAUGAUUGAUCCAAUCAGAGGUGAGCGCGGGCCCUCGACCUUUCAGGAGGAAAAUGCACCACGCACUCCGUUGGUUCUGCAGGACCCCUUCCGGCCUUGCAAUUUGGGCCGACGCGUCUCCAAUAGCAGCUUUGCGCGGAUCAGAGAGGAGUUUGAACGUGCCAGCGACAUUUGCUCUGAGGGCUGCUCGCCAGGGAAGAUCUUUGAGUUGUGGGUGCCGCCUGCAGCAGGCUCUGCAGAAGAUGAAUGAAGAGGUUGCUGACUCGAACUGAAAUUGGUCGCCGAACACAGAACGAGCGGCCCGUUGUUUCCCUGUAAAAUUUAGGAUCCAUAUGCCACGAAAAGCAGCACUCACUGCGGUGAGUGAUGUCAUCGCCGAAUCCAAAAACUGCUGUGCCGCUACGCUGUUUUGGAUCCCUGAAGGACGGGUGGAGAUGGUUUCGAGAAAGAUCAUUCUGAUCACGAAGCAAGGUGAAACGGGUGGAUUGCAAUGCAAGUGACAGCAGAUGAAAAUGAGUUCCCUAAGCAAUCAACUCAGUUCUGCUGGUGGCCUUGCCAAGUACGAUCUAUUGAGUGAAAUGAACCAGUGCCAAGUCUUCAAACAAACUGAAGGAAUUAGUAGAUUUGAAGCUGUAAAUCAAAGACCAUCAAGACAGCAGCAGUCAAGUUUGGUGCUGUUUCGGAUCACCGCUCAGUGGACCCGACUCCCAGUUGAGG